Pristis pectinata (smalltooth sawfish) is the source of this 4051-nucleotide messenger RNA. It is a transcript of the gene agps, whose product is annotated as alkylglycerone phosphate synthase. Bases 115 to 2034 code for a protein of 639 amino acids. Gene Ontology annotation, molecular function: FAD binding; alkylglycerone-phosphate synthase activity. The transcript is spliced from 20 exons. The record is from RefSeq and is a predicted model, not a curated record. Gene Ontology annotation, biological process: lipid biosynthetic process. NCBI's taxonomy places the organism in Eukaryota, Metazoa, Chordata, Chondrichthyes, Rhinopristiformes, Pristidae.
CCGACGCCUCCCACCUGUGGCUGCCGACCGAGUGGCCGCGGAGCCUGUCGGGAGCGCCGGCUCCUGCCAGUUCACCUCUGACCCCGCCUCGUCCCACGGCCACAACACGGAAGAAUGGCGUCAGAGCAGCACCGUGCCCGCCAGCGGCUGCGGGUGGUGGUGGGGCACCUGCGGAGGCCGGGCACCAGCAUCGGGGCCGGUCCCAGGCCCGGGCCCGCCGUCAGUCAGUGCCGGGCCGUGAAGCCGGCGGCGGUGGCUGCUGCUGCGGCUGACGGUGCCGCCGCCGCCAAGUCAGCGGGCAGCAUCCCCAGGCGGAGGCAGGAGAUCCUGAAGUGGAAUGGAUGGGGCUACAGGGACUCCAAAUUUACAUUUAAUAAAAAGGGGCAAGGUGAAUUUACAGGCAAAAGGUAUCGACUUAGUGGCAUGGUGCUUCCAGCUUUGAAGGAGUGGAUGGAAAAAUCCUUUGGAGCAAGUUUGGAACACAAAACAACCCCAAGGACUACACCAAAUUUAGAAGAUCUUCCAUUACCCAUUUUAAAUGAGGAAUGUCUCAAGGACCUAAAAGACCUAGGAAUCCCGUUUUCACAAGAUCCAGAGGAUAGGUUAAUAAGAUCCCAUGGCCACUGUUUACAUGAGAUUUUUGCUCUACGUGAAGGCAAAGUUGAACGAGUUCCAGAUGUUGUAAUCUGGCCAAGCUGUCAUUCUGAUGUGGUCAAGAUAGUAGAGCUGGCAUCUAAGCACAAUGUUUGCAUCAUUCCAUUUGGUGGAGGGACAAGUGUUUCCGAUGCUCUGGAGUGUCCCACAGAUGAAAAACGAACUAUAGUUUCUUUGGAUACUUCACAGAUGAAUCGAAUUCUGUGGCUUGAUGAAAAGAACUUAACAGCUCAUGUGGAGGCUGGCAUUACUGGGCAAGAUCUUGAAAGACAGCUUAGUGAACAUGGUUAUUGUACAGGACAUGAACCAGAUUCAAUGGAGUUCAGCAGCCUUGGAGGCUGGGUAGCUACGAGGGCUUCAGGCAUGAAAAAGAAUAUCUAUGGUAACAUUGAAGAUCUGAUUGUGCAUAUAAAAAUGGUUACACCAAGAGGCAUAGUAGAGAAAAGCUGUCAAGGUCCAAGAAUGUCAACUGGCCCUGAUAUCUACCACUUCAUUAUGGGAUCUGAAGGAACACUCGGUGUAGUUACAGAAGUCACAAUAAAGAUCAGAUCUUUGCCUGAAUAUCAGAAAUACGGUUCUAUUGUGUUUCCAGACUUUGAACAUGGUGUGGCCUGUUUACGAGAGGUAGCACGGCAGCGAUGUGCUCCUGCAUCAAUCCGUCUAAUGGACAAUACACAGUUCCAGUUUGGGCAUGCACUGAAACCACAAGUGGCCUCCAUUUUUACUUCAUUUUUGGAUGGACUGAAAAAAUUCUACAUUACCAAGUUCAAGGGAUUUGAUCCCAAUGAAUUAUGUGUAGCAACCCUACUUUUUGAAGGUACCAGAGAAAAGGUUCUUCAACAAGAAAAGCAUGUUUACGAUAUUGCUGCUAAAGUUGGAGGCCUGGCAGCUGGAGAAGAUAAUGGACAACGGGGCUAUAUGCUAACAUUUGUCAUUGCAUAUAUUCGGGAUUUGGGCAUGGACUAUUACAUCAUAGGAGAAUCAUUUGAAACCUCUGUUCCUUGGGACCGGGUACUUGACCUCUGCAGGAAUGUCAAGGAGAAACUAGUAAGAGAAUGUAAAGAAAAAGGUGUUCAGUUUCCCCCUCUCGCUACGUGCAGAGUCACCCAAACCUAUGAUGCUGGAGCUUGUGUCUAUUUCUAUUUUGCUUUUAACUACAGAGGUAUAAGCGACCCCAUAGCUGUAUUUGAGCAAAUUGAGGCUUCAGCCAGAGAGGAAAUACUUGAGAAUGGAGGAAGUCUUUCUCACCAUCACGGAGUGGGAAAGUUGCGAAAACGAUGGUUGAAGGAAAGCAUCUCUGAUGUUGGUGUGGGGAUGCUGAAAUCUGUUAAGGAGUACGUGGAUCCCAACAACAUAUUUGGAAACCGAAACCUCCUAUAAAUCAAAAUUGUGCUCAGCAAUAAAAGCUUGGAUUCUUGGAAAGAAAAGAAAUCCCAUUGUCUUAAACCUGAAAUCUCCAGACUAUCAAAAAAUUAACAUACAAUUUGUAAAGAAAGCAUUUAAGGUAGAAUUAUUUGGCUGAUUUCUUUAAUGUGGGAUUCAGAGCACAUAUUUGCAGAACAGAUCUGUGUCAAGUGCAGUGCCCUGUUCCACUAAACCCGAGAAUGUUUUUGAUGAAUGUGUUCAGCAGCAAGGAUGACAUACAAAUGUUGGAAGUAAAUCAAAAAAUGGAUGCUUGGAGGUUGCUUAUAAUUAUCUUGUUUUUUUUAAAAGGCAUGGUUGGUCAGCUCUGCGAUUUCUGCCUAUUUAAGUCCUUCAAAAACUUCUGCACUAAUUACAUAGCCAUACCUGCUUAUUACAGUAACAUUUUUGCAUGUUAAUUCAAUUCUGUAAGCAAAUGUUACUAAAUGUUAAACUAUCAACUUUAUACGAUGUUCACUUUAAUUCUGUGAUUUUUUUUCUUUGUUUUCCCCAAAGGGAAAAGAUAUCAAUGUACAGAGUGCACACUGUAACAAACCUCCUUUGUGAAUUAUGGGUUUCUGAUUAAAUAAAAAUACUGCAAUUGUUUACUGUUCUAGGAAGAAGUGGUAUUCUUGAGUGUGCACUGGAGAUUAAAAGGAUGACCUUAAUAUUUGCAUAGAGAUACGUGGAUGAUAUUUCUUAUCAUCCUUACUAAUUAUAUUUUGGAUUAUUUCAAUAUUGCGUAUUUUUUCAGUUGUCUUUGUAUGAGGCUGUUCUAUUAAAAGUUUUGCUGAGCAUUAAACAGGCUACAUUGAGUUUCUGUAAAUGGAAAUCUAAAAUUACAGCGGUAAGACUUUUUAUUUGUAUGUGUACUGGAACUUGUUACACUUAAUAUAACAUUACUGUAGUAUAUCACUCAUUUUGCUACUCGACAUCAGCAUUUUUGCUUGGUUGAAAAUCAAGUUUGGUGCGUGAAAACUUGUAAUCAGCUGUGCAAUGUUCUCUAUUACAUUUGGAAAAUAUGUUUAUAAUUCUUCUGGAAACACCAUUUUGUUAAAUGUAUUGCUGUUAACAUGAGUUUCUGGCAUUUCAUUUGUGAAAGAAUAACUAUGAUAUUGGGGACUGUCACCAAUAAUGUGUAAUCACGUGUGAUUGAUUCUUUUUUUAGUGCCCUAAAUUGGUUGUGGAUAUGGUGUGCCUUUUGCCAGAAGUAAUGUCUGUAAAGUUGAUUGUUUUCUCUUCACUCCUCACUUGAACUAAGCAGACAUGCAUAUUUCUCAGGCAUAGAACUUAUUUAGAUAAAAUACACUGAGCUAAUCAUAUGCCCUGCUUCCAUAUAUAUAAGAAACCAUCCCACCUGUCACUUGAAAAUUAAUAGUAAUGUGCUCAUAUACAGAGAAAGGGAGCAAGAGGAAACAGAUUGAAGCCAGUCUGAGCUGUUUAGCGUUAAGAUAACUAAUGAACCUGACCUUGGGUAAUUUUCCUUUUGUUGGGAGUGGAGGUAAGAGAAGCGAUUGGUGGGGUGGGGGGAAGAUUGGAAGAGUUCCCGCUGCCUUUCCACAACCAUCUGAGGAAGUAACCCAAGGAUUGGCAGUAUGCAGAACACUGGCUCCAUUUUUCAGUCCAGAGAGGUAAAAUGGAUGAUAAAUUACAAAUAAGAGAUACUUGGCUAAAAUUUGGCUCAGUGCUUUUUGGUUCAUUUCUCCCUUUAUUUGUAAUAAACUUUAUAUAAAAAAAAAGUACUUUUUGAAUUUUCAAUUUCCCAAGUGUUUUAUUUUCUGGAGGUGAUUUAUAAAAUAAGCAUGUCAGAGCUUUGUGAAUCAUUUGUAAACAUUCUGUACUUGAACACUGUUUUGUCAACCUAGUUUUCAAAGUUUCAUAUUUUCAACUUACCUAAGCUAUUUCUUUAACUCUCUUGGCCCCUGCAUUUCUGUUGGCAAAGCACUGAUGUGAUGUAAUUUGGAAUUCACUUUAAAUAAACUUAUAAGGAAUUGCU